CCGGCCGGGCCAUGCUCUAACGGCGGCGGCGGCGGGGCCGAGCGGGGCGGCGGGGAGCGGGCCCCCCCCGCGCCCCGUGCCCGCAGCGCUGCCGGGACGGGAGCAUGCGGCUCCUCUUCCUCUGCCUCCUGACUCUCGCUGACUGCUACGGGCAAGCGGCACAGACACGGUUUGUGGAAGAGCCCGAGGACCAGACCGUGGUGGCUGGGCAGAGGAUUGUGCUGUCCUGCGUGGUGCUCAACUACUCUGGGAUCGUGCAAUGGACCAAGGAUGGGCUGGCAUUGGGCAUGGGGCAGGGCCUCAAAGCCUGGCCACGUUACCGCAUCGUGGGCACGGCCGAUUCAGGACAGUACAACCUGGAGAUCAGCGACGCUGAGCUCUCCGACGACGCCGUCUAUGAAUGCCAGGCAACCGAGGCUGCGCUGCGUUCACGCCGGGCCAAACUCACCGUGCUCAUCCCCCCCGAGGACCCCACUAUCGACGGAGCCCCUGAGAUCCUGCUGCGUGCAGGGACCCCCUACAACCUGACGUGCCGGGCACGCAGCGCCAAACCCGCUGCCACCAUCAUCUGGUACCGCGAUGGGCUGCAGCAGGACGGAGCCGUCACCACCACGGAGGUGCUGGCUGAUGGCAAGAGGGAGACGACCACCAGCCUGCUGGCCAUCAACCCCACCGACCUGGACAUCGGACGCGUCUUCUCCUGCCGCAGCACCAACGAUGCCAUCCCUGCUGGGAAGGAAACCUUUGUCAAGCUCAACGUGCAUCAUCCCCCGACUGUCACCCUGUCCAUCCAGCCGCAGACGGUGCAGGAGGGUGAGCGGGUUGUGUUCACCUGCAUGGCCACCGCCAACCCUGAGAUCAAAGGCUACAGGUGGGCCAAGGGGGGGGUGAUCAUUGAGGAUGCCAAGGAGAACAGGUACGACACGCAGGUGGACUACACCUUCUUCACUGAGCCCGUCUCCUGCGAGGUGCACAACGACAUCGGCAGCACCAACGUCAGCACGCUGGUGGACGUGCACUUCGCCCCUCGCAUCAUGGUGGCCCCCAAACCCACCGUCACCGACAUCGGCUCUGAUGUGACGCUGACCUGCAUGUGGUCCGGCAACCCCCCGCUGACCCUCACCUGGACCAAGAAGGAGUCCAACAUGGUGCUGAGCAACAGCAACCAGCUGUACCUGAAGUCGGUGACGCAGGCGGACGCAGGGCAGUACAUCUGCAAAGCCAUCGUGCCCCGCAUCGGCGUGGGCGAGCGUGAGGUCACUCUCUAUGUCAAUGGGCCCCCCAUCAUCUCCAGUGAGGUGGUGCAGUACGCGGCACGCGGAGACCGUGGCAAAGUAGAGUGCUUCAUUGGCAGCACGCCACCCCCGGACCGCAUCGCCUGGGCUUGGAAGGAGAACAUUUUGGAGGCAGGGACACUGGAGCGCUACACGGUGGAGAGGACCACGAUGGGCAGCGGGGUGCUGUCCACCCUCACCAUCAACAAUGUGAUGGAGGCCGACUUCCAGACCCAUUACAACUGCACCGCCUGGAACAGCUUCGGACCAGGCACCGCCAUCAUUCAGCUGGAGGAGAAAGAGGUCCUGCCUGUCGGCAUCAUCGCCGGGGCCACCAUUGGGGCCAGCAUCCUUGUCAUCAGCUUCCUCGUGGCACUCGCCUGCUUCCUCUACCGGCGUCGGAAAGGAAGUCGGAAGGAUGUCACCCUGCGCAAGCUGGACAUCAAGGUGGAGACGGUGAACAGGGAACCGCUGACUUUGCAUGCUGACAGGGAGGAGGAUACAGCCAGCGUCUCCACUGCCACCCGUGUCAUGAAGGCCAUCUACUCGUCGUUCAAGGAUGACGUGGACUUGAAGCAGGACCUGCGCUGUGACACCAUCGACACCCGCGAGGAGUACGAGCUGAAGGACCCAACCAAUGGCUACUACAACGUCCGUGCCCACGAGGACCGCCCGGCCUCCCGCACUGUGCUCUAUGCUGAUUACCGUGCUCCAGGACCGGCCCGUUACGACGCACGCCCGCCCUCACGACUGUCCCACUCCAGUGGCUACGCACAGCUCAACACCUACAGCCGUGGCCCUGCAUCUGAGUACAGCGCAGAGGCAGCAGCGAGCACUGGGGCCCCUCCGGGCACAGCAGGUGGUGAAACAGCCAGCCAGCUCUCCUAUGAGAACUACGGGGGGCACGCUGCCUUCCCAGCCGGCGGUGGCUACGGGGGGUACCGGCUGGGCUACGGGCAGCCCACCAGCCUGGAGAGGGCACCCUACGAUGCCUACGACCCCAUGGGCAAAUACGCCAGUGCCACCCGCUUCUCCUACACCUCCCAGCACUCGGACUACGGGCAGCGCUUCCAGCAGCGGAUGCAGACACACGUUUAGGGUGGGCGGAGGGUGGUGGGUGAUGGGGUCUUGGUGACCGUCCCCUGAUAUUCAGGGGCACAUCAUGACCCCCUCGCUCCACUCCUGCUUGUGCUGGGUCCCUUCUCUUCGAGCUUCCACUCCCCACUGGGAUAUUGGUCGUCUUUGCGGUACCUUUCCAAAGGAAUCUGGGGUGUCCUCCUCUGCUGGACCCCCCAGACUCCUCCCUGCCUCAGCUGGGGGGGCCCUGGAGCCCUCCAAAUGGGGGCAUGGCCCCACCAGCACCGCCCAUCGUAUGGCACAUGGGAGAUGCUCUGUGUGCAUAUACAUCAGUAUGCACACAGAGGUGCUGUGCCUGGCUUCCGUUUUCUCCCUAAAACGCCCCAUCCCAGCCUGUUGCCAUUCCCUGUGCCUUGACUCUGGGGACACCCCACGCUCAGGGUUGGCUCCCUUCCGUCCAUCUGUCCGUCCAUCCCGGUACAGCGAGCUCAGCGGAGCCCCCAUACGCACAGCCACAGCCAUGGGACGGGAGCCCUCUGUGAAUGUAUAUACAGGUGUAUUGGAGAGCAGGGCUGGGCUCACCCCUGGAGAGGGGUUUUUGGUCCCCAGAUGGGCACUGGGGUCAGCGGGGACCUCAAUUUCUGCUCAGAGCAAGGAUUGAGGCUGCAGAUGAGUGCGGUGGUUACAAUAUGAGUGUGGAGGCACAGCGCUGGGAUGGGGGUGCAUCCCUGUGAACCCUUGCGAUUAGGUACGAAGCUCCCUCACCACCUGCCUGGCUCUGGCAAAGGGAGGGGGCGAGCUCAGUGGCCCCUGUCCUGCAGAACUUCCAUCUCCUCCUCCUCCUCCUCCUCCUUCUUCUCCUCCUCCUUGCUGCCCCGUGGCACGCAGGUACGAUAUGGCCGCAGGACGGUUUGGGAAGGGGCACGGCUGGGGGUCCCCUACCCCUCCUGUCCCCACUGGGUUUAACCAUGACCCCAAAGGUACUGUCAGGACGGUACUGAGCCCAACCCAGCCUGAGCCCCCACCCCGGCUGGACCAUGUGCCAUUUCUCGCAAUGGUGCCUGAUGUAACCCCGGCUGUCGCCCCAAAUGCUGCACCCCACUAUAGCAAUAGCACCCCGGCAGCAUCCCACCCCGAAGCCAAGCUGAAGCUUUAAACACUCCCCAGGGUGGGGGAGUGGGAACAGGACUCCCCCCCCCCCCCCCCCCCCCGGCCCAAAGGGAGCCCUGGGACAGGCAGCAGCGGCCGGAGCAUGGGGGCAAGCAGGUUCCCUUCCAGCACAGGCUGUUGUA
Messenger RNA from Lagopus muta (rock ptarmigan), 3643 nucleotides. It is a transcript of the gene KIRREL1, whose product is annotated as kirre like nephrin family adhesion molecule 1. NCBI's taxonomy places the organism in Eukaryota, Metazoa, Chordata, Aves, Galliformes, Phasianidae. The record is from RefSeq and is a predicted model, not a curated record. Gene Ontology annotation, cellular component: cell-cell junction. Gene Ontology annotation, biological process: cell-cell adhesion. Gene Ontology annotation, molecular function: cell adhesion molecule binding.